Molecule: messenger RNA, 2036 nt
Organism: Diachasmimorpha longicaudata
Lineage: Eukaryota; Metazoa; Arthropoda; Insecta; Hymenoptera; Braconidae
Product: sedoheptulokinase-like
Exons: 5
Coding region: 509-1900 (463 amino acids)
Biological process (GO): glycerol metabolic process; phosphorylation
Cellular component (GO): cytosol
Molecular function (GO): sedoheptulokinase activity
Source: RefSeq, a predicted model, not a curated record
CUUCGGUGACUUUAUCAACUGAUAACGGGGGAAAACAAUAGAUUCGACUGUUGGUGGGGAACAGCUGAAGGCGGAGUUUUUUGAGUGGUUUCUAAUAAUAGGGGUUUAGUUGUUGGGGAGAAGGACCCGCAUGUCUGACACUUUGACAUCACCAAAGAGUUCAAAUCACUGAAAUUUUUAUCAGCCCACAAUUUCAAUAUUUUACCAGCAAUUCGUCGAAAUUAAUCCACCAAAAUAAUUCAUUUAACUCUCAGAAUCACUGAAUUAACUGACUAAAUUGUUGACGUUUUGCUGAUUGUAAAAUAAAUAGCAAUUAAUUAUUCAUUGAACAGAUACUUAAUUGUCUUUCUGAUCAUAUCCGAUAGUUCACUUGAUUAUCACAGAUUGAGGGUAACAGCUAGAAUUGAUAGACUAAUAGGAGCAUUACGCAGUAGCUUAUCAAGAUCAGAGUUGCUGACUAACUGCAUUGUCCUCGUGCACUGUCUGAAUCUCCGUGAAAAAAUUAAAAAUGUCGCAGGGAAAAUUGUCUCUGGGAAUCGAUCUGGGGACGACGUCAGUCAAGGUGGUUGUGUACUCCAGGAACAAGGGAGAAAUCAUCGCAAAACAGUCCAAAGAUACUCAGGCAAAUGUACCCAGUGAUUUGGGAAUUGAUGGGAAUAAACAGGAUGUACCGAAAAUUCUCUCGGCUGUUCACAGCUGUGUCUCCAGGUUGCCGAAGGAUUUAUUACGACAGGUGACGACAAUUGGGGUUUGCGGUCAAAUGCAUGGAGUGACCCUCUGGAAAUGUCAGCCACCACCGCAUGGUAAUGAGAAGACUUUCAAACUGGAGAUAGAUAAGGGCCAGGUAUCGCACCUCUACACCUGGCAGGAUAGCCGAUGUGAUAAUGAUUUUCUGGAGGGUCUGCCUCCAUCUGCCAGCCAUCUGCCCGUUCAUCCGGGGUACGGUUGUGCGACCCUCUUCUGGUUUGCCCGUAACAAACCUGAAAAAUUGACAAAAUACGACAGAUGUGGAACAGUUCAAGAUCUGAUGGUGAAUUUGCUGAGUGGUGCUGAGGAAGUGGUGAUGAGCCAUCAGAAUGCAGCGAGUUUUGGGUAUUUUCUGACGGAGGAGGGGAAAUUCGAGGUGGAGGUAAUGGAGAAGGGAAAUUUCCCAGUGAAUCUUCUGCCGAGGAAAAUAUUGAAAGCUGGGGAGACAGCUGGACACCUGGUGCAGACCUGGUUUGGCAUACCCGCGGGAGUGCCCAUUGGAGUCGCCCUGGGGGAUCUCCAGUGUUCGGUGCUGGCUCUUCUCAAGGGACAGGACGAGGCUGUCAUGAAUAUCUCCACUUCUGCACAGCUGACCUAUGUUCAUCCGGACUUCAAGGGAGAGGUUGGGGACUUGGGGAGCAUCGAGUACUUUCCGUACUUCGGUGGAGAGUACUUGGCUGUUGCUGCGUCACUCAAUGGGGGAAAUACCCUGGCUAGCUUUGUUAAGAUGGUCCAGCAGUGGACUAUGGACCUGGGGUUCUCCGUUCCUCAAUCAAAAGUCUGGGAGAAGUUGAUAUCUCUCGGCCAGGAGGACUCGGCAGUGAGUUCUAUGAGAAUCGAGCCUCUUCUCCUGGGUGAACGUCACGAUCCUCACAAGACAGCUAGUGUCUCAGGGAUCAGCCUUGACACCCUCCAACUGGGGACGGUCUUCAGGUCUCUGUGCUCCGGAGUCAUUCAGAAUCUCCAUGGGAUGAUGUCCCAGGAGGUCCUCAAGAAAAAAGGGAUAAAGAAGAUUGUGGGGAAUGGAUCGGGUUUGGUACGUAAUCCAGUUCUCCAGAAGGAGGUUCAACACUGGUAUAAACUCCCCCUUGAGCUUGGACACUCUGGUGAUGCUGCACUGGGGGCAGCCAUCGCUGGAGUUGCCUCUGAAUAAUGAUCUUCCAAUUAAUUGAAUCUUGAUAGCCUUUCAAACGACCAAUUUACGAUGACAAACCCUUCCAUUUGCCUAGUACAAUAAUUGUUAAUGUUAAAUGAAGUUACAUGAGAAACAAUAAAUUAUUACCUUGGAA